Messenger RNA from Blepharisma stoltei, 1362 nucleotides. The record is from the annotation of a GenBank genome assembly. NCBI's taxonomy places the organism in Eukaryota, Ciliophora, Heterotrichea, Heterotrichida, Blepharismidae.
AUGGACACUCUAGACGCUGACAAAGAAUUUUCUAAGAUAGGAUCUUGGAUUUCAAUUCGCUCUUUAAAAGAUGCUACAAAUAUACAAGCAGUUUACCGCCAACACAGCCGAAGUUCAAGCGCAGAUUCCACAUCUCCAACUCCUUCAGCAGACACAAGUAUUACGAUGGAAUGGAAGCCAAAUACAGUUAUAGUCCUUAAAAUAUUUUAGAUCAUUAUUGACCAUCAGCUUUUUUUUUUCAAAAUUAAUUUGUCCUUGUCGGUUUUUUUGAAAAGUAAAAAAAAAAUUGACUAAUCUCCAUUUAUGGCUUUAAGACGCCUAAUCAGACUUAGAUUGUAUAAGGCAGGUGCUCUGGAUAUAUUUUUUCUGGCCAGCAUUAUGCUAGGGUAUAGCGGUCUAUUAUGGUGCAUAAAUUAUAUAAACCAAUCAGCUUGCUUUACUUUUAUUCAUGGGAAUUAUAAUCCAGACUUUGCGAGCCCUUAUAAGCCAACUAUCACUGAAAUCAGUGAAAGUCCAUCAGGGAAGCAAGACUUGGAAUCCAUAAAAUAUUUUCUUCAAAAUAGAGAAGCCAAGCUUAGAAAAUUACAAAAAAGAUAUAAAAUUGAUACAGCAAAACUUAAAGAAGAGCUUAAUGCUGCUAAUGAAAAUAUUGCAAAAAUAACUAAAGAGGCAAAUUUUUAUAAAGAACAAAAUUUAAAAAUGAAAGAAGAGCACGCUCUACAAAUACAGUUACUGCAGGCUCGGCAUGAGCAGAGAAUGCAAAGGUCUAAACAAGAAUUAAAUAUUUUAUUAGGCGAAUUUAAUGAAAAAACUGCAGAACUGGUGACUGAAAAAUUAAACAUGGCCCAUCAGCAAGAAAUCGACAAAAUCCACGGAUUUUACCAUGAGCAAAUUGAACAAAUUCGAGAAGAGUAUGAAAAUGAGUUAUUAAUAAAAGAUGAAGAAAAUGACGAGCUUAGAGACCAGCUUGACAGAAACAGCAUGCUUCAUGAAUAUGCUACAAAUAAUGAUACAAAUAAAAUAAAUAACGAAAAAAACCAUAUCAUUAUUAGAGCCCUAGAAGACCAAGUUGAAGAGCAGCGGUCCAUCAUCGAAUCUCAACAAAGAGUCAUAGAGCACCUCACCAAAGAGCUUAAAUCUAGGUACAAUCGGACCCCAAGCCGAGGAAAAUCAUUUGAUAUUCACGGCAGAAAAAACUCAGAAAAAAGUUUACAAACCAUUCUUGACCAAUUAUCGUAAAUUUUAUAUAGAAGCUUUAUAGACACAGCUGACCCAAAUUCUCCAAGAGAUUUUGAAAACACACUCAGAAGUCUUCAAAGUAAAAUUGAUGAAAAAAAUGGUUCAUGUAAAUUAAGUUUUUAA